Messenger RNA from Penicillium robsamsonii, 1056 nucleotides. RefSeq lists its product as uncharacterized. Lineage: Eukaryota; Fungi; Ascomycota; Eurotiomycetes; Eurotiales; Aspergillaceae. The transcript is spliced from 4 exons. The coding region runs from base 1 to 1056 and encodes 351 amino acids. The record is from RefSeq and is a predicted model, not a curated record.
AUGUCUCUCUCGCCUCGAGAUGCCACCUAUAACUGCGGUCCAAGGCUACUGAGAGAUAUUUGGACGCUUACUGGUAUCGCCAUUGUGAUAGUCAUCUUGAGGGUGAUUGCAAAAAUAAGGAUCCGAAAAAUUGGCUGGGAUGACAUUCUCAUGGUUUCAUCAUUGUGUCUCACUAUAGUCGGAUCAGCUCUGCUUACCGUCGGUGUCAGGCAUGGGUUCUGUCGCCAUGUUUGGGAUCUGGACACAAAUUCGGUCGUUCCCAAAGUUAUUAUGUUCGACUAUUUGACACAGACAUUCGGCAUUGCUGGCGGUACUUUGGGUCGCAUUUCCUUUAUUGUCUUCGUCAUUGGCCUACUUGGCACCAGAAGAUCACACAGAGUGAUACUGUGGAUCAUAGCUGGGUUACAAAUCUUGACGAACUUGAUAUUGAUCAUCAUUUUAUUUGUUCAAUGUCCAGGACAUGCUUCUGCUAUCUGGACUCAGACUGGGAAACAUAAAUGUUGGGAUGUCCGCAUCCAAGCAUACUACGGGUACUAUCAAGGCUCAUUUAAUUCAGCGACAGAUCUUUAUCUGGCAGUAUUUUCAACAUACAUAUUCUGGAAUUUGAAUUUGAAGUUAAGAGUCAAGUUGGGCUUGGUCACACUCCUCGGAUUGGGCAUUUUUGCAAUGGCAGCUUCCGUUAUUAAAGUAGUGCAAACUCAAGUGCUCGCACACGCAGCCGAUGAUCCAACGGUCGCAACCGUCAACUACAAUCGUUGGCUAUACAUCGAAGCCUACCUAGUCAUCAUAACAGCGUCAAUACCUUGUAUUAGAUCCAUACUCCGAUCUGUUCGAGGGCGGACAGCUGGAACGGGACAGAGCACAUACGAGUUGAGUUCGCCAUAUGGUGGAAACUCCAUGCCCACAUCUAGGUCCCGGAGGUUGACAGCAAUACCCGGAAAGUCGAUGAUACGUAUUUCUGAUAAUUCUAGUGCGGAUGAUAUUUUGGAGUGGAAUGAUGAGAUUGGAGUACACGAGAGGACGGACUCGAAACAAUCGAUACAUGUCCAGGUAUAG